Messenger RNA from Enhydra lutris kenyoni (northern sea otter), 1405 nucleotides. Its product is annotated as interferon induced protein 35. Lineage: Eukaryota; Metazoa; Chordata; Mammalia; Carnivora; Mustelidae. The transcript is spliced from 6 exons. Gene Ontology annotation, cellular component: nucleus. Bases 185 to 1252 code for a protein of 355 amino acids. The record is from RefSeq and is a predicted model, not a curated record.
GAAAUGAAAGUGGAAGCAAAACCUGCAGACAGAACCGUCGGAAGUGUAACUCAGGCCCAACUUGGAGGGGACGAAGCCACCUCCGAAGGUACAAGCAAGAGUUUAGUUACAGGGGACACUACCACUUUAUACCCAGCUCUGAAGCCUCGGCCCUUGUCAACCGGACUGCAGGCCCACGUCAGUGAUGUAUGAUGAUGCCGCCCUGGGUGCCCUUCGGGAGGAACAGGCCAGACUAAAGGGCCGGCUGCGGGAGCUGCAGCAGCGGAGAAGGGAGCUCAGGGACCAAGCCCGAGACCAGGUCCCAUUCGUGGCAACUGCAGUCCCCCUGGUGUUCCGAGGACACACUCAGCAGGGCCAGGAAGCACCCAAGUGUUUGGUUUCCGAAGUGAGGAUCUCCUACCCUCUGCCAGGAGGCUCUGCUCUGGUCACCUUCGAUGACCCCAAGGUGGCCCAGAGGGUGCUGCAACAGAAGGAGCAUGAGAUCCACAUAGAGGAAUGCCGGCUGCGGGUUCAAGUGCAGGCUCUGGAGCUGCCUGUGGUGACCGCUGUCCAGGUGUCCACUCGGGUAAGCAGGCGGAGCGUGCUGGUUAGUGGGUUUCCCGCAGGGCUCCGGCUGAGUGAGGAGGAGCUGCUGGACAAGCUAGAGAUCUUCUUUGGCAAGACCAGGAACGGGGGUGGUGACGUGGAGACUCGGGAGCUGCUGCGAGGGGCUGUCGUGCUGGGUUUCACUAAGGACACAGUGGCCCAGUACCUGUGCCAGAUUGGCCAGUUCACAGUGCCACUGGGCGAGCGCAAGUUCCCUUUGAGAGUCUCUCCCUACCUUAGUGGGGAGAUCCAGAAGGCUGACGUAAGUGGGAAGGUAGAGCAUCGGGGGCUGGGCCCCACACCUGUCUGCCUGCCAGAAACUUGCCCAGGAAAGGAUCAGAGCCCCCAAACCCCAUUGUCCUUCCCAUUGCUAGCCUCUCUGGCCUCCCUGCCCCUCCCUUACCCCCAGGGGCACCACCUGCCCCCGGUCUCUGACUCUCAGGAGACUUUGCUCAUCUCCCGGGUCUUUUUCCAGAUCACAUUCCGGCCGGUACCCCAGUCAGUGCUAGUGCUCAACAUUCCCGAUGUGCUGGAUGGCCCAGAGCUGCAGGAUAUCCUGGAGAUUCACUUCCAGAAGCCCUCCCAUGGAGGUGGGGAGGUAGAGGCCCUGAGAGUCGUGCCCCCGGGACAGCGGGGCCUGGCAGUCUUCACUGCCGCAUCAGACUAAGAGCCUGCCCUCCUCGUCACCCGCACCCCUCUGCCAAGCCUCUCGAACCAGACUGGAGUUGGGCGCACGGGUGCAAGAGAUCGUGCGGGUCAACGGCAGCAGGGAUUAUGGGUUGUGAAACACUGCCCAACAAUAAAAAGUGGUGUAACCUUC